This is a messenger RNA of Rotaria sp. Silwood1, 2622 nucleotides long. The record is from the annotation of a GenBank genome assembly. NCBI's taxonomy places the organism in Eukaryota, Metazoa, Rotifera, Eurotatoria, Philodinida, Philodinidae.
AUGCAUGAAGAUGUCGAUAAUGAUGAAGAGGAAGUAAUCCUUGAUCGACGAACAUUAAUUCAUCAACCAAAUAAUUCCAGUUCAUUAAGUAAUUCUGGUCCAAUACUAUUAGGUGUUAAUCGAUUUAAUAUUAAAGUAUAUGAUGAUCCUAUUAAAUUAUCACGAGCACAAAUAAUUCUUCUAGCAGUAACUUGUAUAUCAAUUGGUAUGUUUACGGGUUUAUUGGGACCAACAUUUACAUUUCUUUCACAACGUAUGCAAGCUGACUUAUCAGCAGUUAUAUGGCUUAUUGCUAUGAAAGCAAUUGGAUUUCUUAUUGGAAGUUUUUUAAGUGUUUACCUUUAUGCUUGGUUUAAUGUAUGUUGUUUACUUGGUUUAUCAUGUUUAGCAAUUAGUUUUGGUGUUUGUUCUCUUCCACUUAUAACUGAUUUAGCUACAUUUUAUUUAGCUUCACUUAUUCUCGGCAUUGGUCUUGGUAUAUCUUAUAAUGGUAUCGAUGCACUUUAUAAUCGUAUAUGGACGCGAUCAUCAUUAACGUCUAUUCGAUGGUUACAUUUAUUAGUUGCUUGUGGUGCUAUUAUUUCAACAUCAAUGCUUUUCCAAUCGAAUAUUUCAAAUACAAAUGAAAUUUCAUCAACAACAGCUACGACGCAAUCUUAUCGUCCACGUCGAGAAGUCAGAGAUGAAAUAGCUAAUCGUCUUGCUUCAUUAUCACCACAAACUAAUGAAGAUAUGUUAUUUAAUAUGACCGAUACACUAAAUCUAUCGAAUUCUACAUAUACAACCAGCGAAUUAUCGUUGAUAAAAACAAGUACACCAGCAAAAGUUAUAUUAAAACCAUCUGUAGUUGAAACUAAUAUGUUGAAACAAUCAAAUGUUGCUAAACCAAUGCUUGAAACAGGUCAAGCAACUGUAAAACCAUCGUGUAAUAAAUUAUUUUGUUGUUAUGAUUAUAAUAAUACAAAGCAAAAUGAAACAACAAAUAAUAAUAAUAAUAAUAAUAAUACAUUUUCUUGUCAAGAAACCGAUCAAAAUCCGUCAAAUGAUUGUAAAAAUAUUAUAUCAUUCUGUAAAAAUUCAACAUCACAAACAUGUUUACUUGAUAAAACAAAUAUUUCGUGUCUAAUCGAUCAUAUUUGUACCAAUGAUCAAAAAUUCGAUUGUACAAUUCAAUUAAUUAAUGCUGCUAUUAAGGCAAGCAGUUCUACAACAGCAACUACAAUUAUAUCAACAACUACAACAGGAAUGACUACCAUUUCAUCAACUACUACAAUUAAUGAACCUAUAACAAAUACCACGAUUGUACCUUCGACGAGUGUAACUACCUUAACAACAUCAACUCCAACCACUCCAACAACUCCCACAACUCCAACAACAACAACAAUAACAACAACUACUACAGCAGUCACAACAACAAUGAUCACAACAACAAUAGCUUCAAUAACAAAUACAAGUACAACAAUUUUAACAUCAACAACAACUUAUCGUAAUAAACCUUCAAUGGCUGAAUCAGAUAAAGAUGAUGAUUCAAAAAAUCUUUUUUUUGUAAAAAUUCAUACAUUUUUUAAUUCAAUUACAUUAAUUCAUUUAAUUUAUUUAUCUAUUGCAUUUCUAUUUUUUCUUCUUGGUAUAUGUUAUUCAACAUUAGCUAUGCGUGGUGAAGGUAUAAAUACAUCUUCAAAAAAAUCAUUAAAUUUAAAUCCAUUAUCAUUAUUAUUUGGUAAUUCUCAUCGAAUAACAAAUAAUUCAACUAGUUCAAUAUCAUUAUUAUCAGAUCGUUCUUCACUUAAAUUUGUUUUACUUCUUAUAAUAUUUUAUUUUAUAAUGACUGGUAUUGAAAGUUCAUGUAUUUAUUUAACAUAUAUAUUUGGUAGUGCUUUAAAAUUUCAAUCAUAUCAAUGUUUAUUAAUACAAUUUUUAUUUAUAUUUGGUCUUAUAUUAGGACGUUUAAUUGAUAUAUUAAUGAAUUAUGGUUGUUUUUUAUUUAAUACACGUAUAACAAAUCGAACAAAAAAACAAUCAGAUAAAUUUCAUUUAAUAUCAAUUAAAUUUUGUAUACUUAUACGUUUAAUAUUAUUAUUAUUAAUAUGUUCAACAUUAAGUUUUUCACAUUUAUUUCAAGAUAAUUCAACAACAAAAUCAUCUAUACCAUCCAUACGUAUGUUUUAUUUUAUAUUUUUUUUUAUUGGAUUAUUAAUAGCAUCAUUACCAACAUUAAUACUAUUUUGGAUUGAACGUGAUUUAAGUUUAAAUGAUUCACUUAUACAUUUUAUAUUAAUAACAAUAACAAUAAGUGAAAUUAUAUUACCAUCAUUUUUAUUUUAUACAAUAAAACAUGUUGUUUUAUCAUAUGUAUUUUAUUUAUUUAUUGGUUCAUGUUUAUUACUUAUUUUAUUUAUGUUUAUUCUAUAUACAAGUAAACAAUGGCAACGAAAACAAUUAUAUAGAAUAUUACCAACAUCAAUGGAAAUGGAUGAAGUUAAUAUAGAAAAUCAUUCGGAUAAUAAUGAUGAUGAUGAUAAUAAUAAUAAUUAUUAUUAUUUAAAUAAUGGACGUAUGAAUUUAAAUGAAUCGAAAAUAAAUUUAGAUAAUGAAAGAAGUAAAGGACUCAAAGGACAUUGA